Molecule: messenger RNA, 1693 nt
Organism: Carya illinoinensis
Lineage: Eukaryota; Viridiplantae; Streptophyta; Magnoliopsida; Fagales; Juglandaceae
Product: squalene synthase-like
Exons: 14
Coding region: 220-1461 (413 amino acids)
Biological process (GO): lipid biosynthetic process; farnesyl diphosphate metabolic process
Cellular component (GO): endoplasmic reticulum membrane
Molecular function (GO): squalene synthase [NAD(P)H] activity
Source: RefSeq, a predicted model, not a curated record
AUGAAUAUCGUUCUGAAAGAAAGUCAUAUUACGAAUCGCACUUCAACGACUUUGCGCUCGCAACUCUCUCUCUCCCUCUCUUCUCAGACUCCUCAAGAGAACAAAAAAACUGACUUCAUCUGCAUCUACGAAAAGCCAGCUACUUCGUGUAUCCGUAGUUUCGCUUUCUCUCGGUUUCCGGAGACGAAAUAGAAUUCGAUUUGAGAAAGAAGGAAAAGGAUGGGCCGAGUGUGCGUGAUUCUGAAACACCCCGAUGACAUUUACCCGCUGAUGAAGCUGAAGAUAGCUGCUCGGCACGCCGAGAAGCAGAUCCCUCCCGAACCACACUGGGCCUUUUGCUACAGCAUGCUCCACAAGGUCUCUCGUAGCUUCGCUCUCGUUAUUCAGCAGCUCCCUGCCGAGCUUCGCAACGCUGUAUGCAUAUUCUAUUUGGUUCUUCGGGCCCUUGAUACUGUUGAGGAUGAUACAAGCAUACCUACAGAUGUUAAAGUGCCUAUUUUGACAGCUUUUCAUCAUCACAUUUAUGAUUGCGACUGGCAUUUUUCUUGUGGUGCAAAGGACUACAAAGUUCUCAUGGACCAAUUUCACCUUGUAUCAACUGCUUUUCUGGAGCUUGGAAAGAGUUAUCAGGAGGCAAUUGAGGAUAUUACCAAAAGAAUGGGCGCAGGAAUGGCAAAAUUUAUAUGCAAGGAGGUAGAGACCAUUGAUGACUAUGAUGAAUACUGCCACUACGUAGCGGGACUUGUUGGACUAGGUUUGUCCAAGCUUUUUCAUGCCUCUGGGUCAGAAGAUUUGGCUUCAGAUUAUCUCUCAAAUUCAAUGGGUUUAUUUCUUCAGAAAACAAACAUAAUACGAGAUUAUCUUGAGGAUAUUAACGAGAUACCUAAGUCUUGCAUGUUUUGGCCUCGUGAGAUCUGGAGGAAGUAUGUUAACAAACUUGAGGACUUGAAAUAUGAGGAAAACUCUGAAAAGGCAGUGCAAUGUUUGAAUAACAUGGUCACCAAUGCUCUGAUGCAUGUAGAAGAUUGCUUGAAGUACAUGGCUGCCUUACGAGAUCCCUCAAUAUUUCGAUUUUGUGCUAUUCCCCAGAUCAUGGCAAUUGGAACACUGGCAUUGUGCUACAACAACAUUGAAGUCUUCCGAGGUGUAGUGAAAAUGAGGCGUGGUCUUACUGCCAAAGUCAUUGACCGAACAAAAAUGAUGGCUGAUGUCUAUGGUGCUUUCUUUGAUUUCUCUUGUUUGCUGAAAUCGAAGGUCAACAAGAGUGACCCUAAUGCAACAAGAACGUUGAGCAGGCUGGAAGCAGUACAGAAAACCUGCAGGGAUUCUGGAGUCCUUAACAACAGAAAAUCUUACAUAGUCAGGAGCGAGCCUAGAUACAAUUCUGCUCUUAUUGUUAUGCUGUUCAUUGUAUUGUCCAUCAUUUUUGCUUAUCUCAAUGCCAAACGACCAAACAAUUAAAGACUUCUCGAGUUUCCUGUCAGCAUGGUUGGCUUCCAAGUGCAUGCUUUGUUCGAUAAAACUCGAUUUAUGUUUGUGUUUAAUAUCAUAAAUAUAUAUUAUAUAUAUUAAGAAUGUAUAUCAACUAUAAAGAUUCCAAAUACAGUUCAUGUAGUUCCCAACCUCUUGGGAGAAAACCUUUAUCCUGUAGUUUCCAAAUUCGAUGAUACAUCAAAUGAGCCCCAGUUUAGUA